Clarias gariepinus (North African catfish) is the source of this 3700-nucleotide messenger RNA. Its product is annotated as cytospin-A. Bases 151 to 1620 code for a protein of 489 amino acids. NCBI's taxonomy places the organism in Eukaryota, Metazoa, Chordata, Actinopteri, Siluriformes, Clariidae. Gene Ontology annotation, molecular function: protein binding. The transcript has 12 exons. The record is from RefSeq and is a predicted model, not a curated record.
CUCCAGUGCAGCUGAGAGUUUCAGAGGAAGGCAGGAUGAGAUGAGGGGCAGAGUCACUUUAAGAUUAUGGAGAACUUCUAGAGCUUUUAUAAAGCCAGAGACCACUGGAAGCCUCUUAAGGAAAAGGGAGACAAGCUGAAACUUUGCAGCAUGGGGAAUAACCCUGGGAAAGAGCGGCAAGGAUCCAUCGGUACAGCUGAUGCGUUUCAAACUCCUCCCACAUCUCCGACCUCUUCCCUCCCUCCUGUUUUACCUGGAAACGCCCAACUUCUCCCAAGCCCCACCCACACAGACCCCACACCCUCUCCUGAGGCAACACACUCCCCCACUGCAACUGGCCCAGACGGCUGUCUAUCAUCAGACGGAGUUCGAUAUGAAAACAGAAAAGCAUCUGUAUCUCUUCAAAAGCCCAGUGAUGGUUCAAUAAUCCCCUGCGAGCCAAAGCCGAAUUCAACGUCCACAUCACCUGUGCAGGUGGAGACGCCCUCUGCUGUUGAGGGAGAAGUGGAGCAAGGGCUUCUACAUGAGUGUGUGGUUUCGUUAGGGCUCUGUGUGACAGAUGAGAAGACACACACACUUUCGGAUCUGCUGCGGUGCUUUCUGACUGAGAGGGAGCAAAUGAAGGACGAGUUGAGGAGUCUGAAGGAAAAAAUGCAGACAGACCACAGCGAGUGGCUCCAAUUCCAGUCUGACCUGCAGGUGGCGUUAGUGGUGGCAGACCGGAUGAGAGCCGAAGCUGAAGAAGAACUGAGCGUGCUCCGAGCGGCACGGGAGAACUGGGAGAGGCAGCUGACCAACUCCCAACAGGGUCAGCGAGAAGUUGAAGGACAAGUGGAGCGCCUAAAAGCAGAGCUCGAACAAAGAAAACAAAGAACUGGCCAAAGGUUGGAGCCUCCCAGUCAGCAGGGGGCGACAGAAGGGUGUGCAAGGAUCACUGUGGGAAAACAGGGGGAUGAGCAAAGAACAGGGGAGGAAAAGAGGAAAGAGAAAGUGAUGGAAACUACAGAGAAACUAAAAAAACAGUCAGCGUCUCCCUCCAGCCUAUUAAAUGGUACAUCCCAGACUCCUUUAGCACUGAACACAAAUCCUCUGAACAAAAACAACAAUCUAACAACAACAACAACAAGAGAAAGACCAAAUAUGGACCAGCAGGACAACUUGAUUAAUUUAUAUAAAGUAGAUAAAAAGGAGGACAAUCCAACUUUACACCUGUCUCCUGUUAUAGACCUUUCUCCAAACAAAACUAGCAAGAUAAAGCCUCAGGAGGACUUCAGUAAGCUGCUCAGACGUCACGGAGGAUCCAAACGCAACUCGCUACUGCGCUGGAGUCAGAACAGAACCAGCGGAUAUAAGAACAUCGAGAUCACAAACUUCAGCAGCAGUUGGAUGGACGGCUUGGCUUUCUGUGCCGUGUACCAUAGUUAUCUCCCGUCACACAUCCCCUACAACACACUCAGGCCGGAGAACAAGAGAGAAAACCUCUUGCUGGCUUUUCGGACAGGAGAGAGUGUGGGAAUUGCUGCGUCACUUACUGCAGAUGAGAUGCUGAGGACUGAAGGCCCCGACUGGCAAAGGGUUCUGGGAUACGUAGAGAGCAUAUACCGCCAUUUUGAGAUGUGACCCCUGGAACAUUAAUUACCCCACAUUGUUUCCUUUGGAUUCAUUUUGUUUCAAACUACUUCUCAGACUUCGGCGAGACGUUCUACAAGCCGGCUUUACAUUAGAGCUCCACCGUGUGGAGAAAUUAUUAUAAUGUGGAAAAAAAUAUAUAUAUAUCAACAAGCAAAGUAAUCUGGACUGAGUUAGAGCACAGAAUAACACAAUUUUCAUAUUUCACAUUAGCAUUCCUGGUAUAAAAAAAAAAAAAAAACCUAUAAUAUUAGGAUGAGAAUUAAUCAGUAAGAUAUUUUUACCUUAUUUUCAUUGAGGUAAAAACAACACGUUCAUGUUUGUAAAGCAUGCAGUGGAGGAACUGUGAGUGUUAAGUGUGUGAUAAAGCCACUUCAGAGUGUGUUAGAAAAUAAUAAUCAGCAAAACAUGUGUGUCACAAGGCUGGGUUAAUAUUACACUAUCAAAGUGCAUUAUUUUCAUAUAACAGCAAAUCCCAGGUUGCCAGAUCUUAAUGAGUAAUCCCCCAUGGGCCGUGCUAAAAAACCUGCCCACUGGGACUAAAAACUAGCCUAAAUUAUAUCAGUACUAUAACAUGUACUGUAACAUAGGUUUAAAUUUAAAACAUGCAUUUUCAUAUUUAGUUUCAUUAAAAUUUACCUCAUUUUUAUUACCUGCUCAUGACAUUUUUCUAGUGCAAGGUGAUAAUAAGUAGCCAAACUGGGUUGGUGUUUUAUUUCUCUUCAGCCACAGUAGUUUCCCAUGAUUAUUAUAAUUUUUUUAUUAAACAAAAUAAAACAUCAAAUACGUGACAUACAAAAACAAGUUAGUUUCUGUUUUCACUUACAGUGCAGCAGUUACAAACAGUUAUUUAAAAUGAUAAAAUUAGGAUUAUUGACCAUUUAAAUCCCUGCACCUGACCGGUUCCUGUAGCCAGGAAAUCUAUUAAGAUAAUUGUCACCUAUUUAAUAAACUAAACAAUUCAGGCAGAACUUGGUAAAGAUUAUUUUAAAGCGGAUUUCCAAAAAUAUAAGUAAUAUCGUACUAAAGAGUCGAUAUAGCACUGAGAAACUAACCCAGGAAGUGAGCUAGCAAUCUGACGAUGGUGACCUCUGGUGGUAUGAUAUGGCCUUUACCGCGGGGGUUCGUUUUUAAGAACACUGUUUUGGCUAUGGAUUACUUUUGGAAAAGCAAAUUUCCAAAGAAUGUUAGGGCAAUUUGUGAAAGACUACACUAUAGAUGACUACUGUACUGUAUCCAACAGUAAAGUAUCCACGGUAUUGCCUGCUAAAAAUACUGUGAUGCUCUGUUGUAGCCCAGUGUCCAUGCAUCAUUAUAUCACUCGCGCCAAGCAUGAAAGUGAGCGCCAGACAUAACUGCGUUCAACCCUACAAAUGCAUUGGAAAACACGCUCCUGUGACAUCACGUCAGUACGUUUAGUGAUGCUAAAUAGUUAGCAGGCAUUUGCAAACAUUUGCGCAUGGCUGUCUUUAGAUAUCAUUUUACCUUAUCUGAUCAUUAACUUCAUUUAACUGAUCAAAUCUAACUUAAACCCCACCCUUGCAGACCCUGAGGCGCUGGUGAUUUGGCUGUCGUUUCAGGCCUGGAGUUUGUAUAAAAGCUUGCAUUUGGUAGGAGUCAGGUAACUGUGAGUCACUUACUGGUGUAUUUUCAAAGGUAUGAGCACUGAUAAGAUUCUUCAUGUAAAGACAAGUCCAGGUGUUGUUAUUUACGCACUCAUUUUCAUUUCACGCCACUGUUGGACUGACUUCACUGAAACAGCCUGUUUUAUGCAGUUACAAGCAUUCCCACACUUCUACGAUAGUUCAUGUAUGGCUUUUGUAGUGUGAUUUAUCAGAGAGGAUGAGUGUGUUGUGACUUUCCACUGGAGGAGGACGGGAUGCAUCAUGUUUGGAUUCACGGCAUUGUACAGAAAGGACCUCCUGGAAAACAUGGACUUUAGAAUAAACUCCUUUAUUGCAUUUCUUGUUUGUCUUUGUGUAUUAACAAUUAAAGUGCCUUUAAUGUGAUGUUAAAACUUCAGUCUUGUGCCAAAGUCAGUAACAUUAUUAAUAAAGAAAUAUUUUCUUUA